GGUAAAGGUUAUGCUACGUUACAACCAAACAAAGGUCUUAAGUGGAUAUGAUAUUUUUAUCUUUGUAAUUUUUUGAAACUCUAGUUUGUUAUUAUUUUUCGUUUAUUUUAUUUUGGAUACUUGCUAUCUUGUUAUGUUAUGUGAAAUUGAUAUAUUUUGAUUCUAUGAUCCCAAUUCAUGAAGAGGUUUAUCUUAUCAUGUUAACCCAGUGAGUCAAACAUAUUAAAGGACUUAAUCAUAAUGGAAAAUACUGAAAGUGGUGAUGAACUUGGGACUUCAUUUUUACACAGUGAUCCUCAAGCAUUCCUUGUUCAAGAGGACAUGGAUGAUGAAUUAGAACUUGCUGAAGAGAAUAAUACUGAUGAUUCAAGCCAUGAUGUAGAAACUAGGCACAUCCUGAGGGAACAAGACAGGUUUUUACCUAUAGCCAAUGUUGCUAAAAUUAUGAAGAAAGCGAUCCCUGAAAGUGGAAAAAUUGCCAAAGACGCUCGGGAAUGUGUUCAAGAAUGCGUUUCUGAAUUCAUCAGUUUUAUUACUUCCGAGGCAUCUGAAAGAUGUCACAUGGAAAAACGAAAAACCAUAAAUGGAGAAGAUAUACUAUUUGCUAUGACAACUCUUGGUUUUGAUAACUACGUAGAACCACUCAAGCUGUAUUUACUUAAGUACCGAGAGGCAACAAAGGGAGUUCCUAGAACUAUAGGGAAUGCAGAUGUUUUCGAUGAUGUUCCUGAAGAAGUUUUCAGUGGAAGUUCAAAGAUGCUAAGCGAAAGCGGAGGUCAAGAAACUCUCAUAUACUAUCCAGCACAUUUUUCUUCAACAUGAGGAACAGCACAUGUGUACAGCCGCUGGCUAAAACUGUAAAAAAAUCUAAAGACUUAUUUUUUUACUACUCCGUUUAUAUUAAUCACAGGAUUUAAUCAAGUCUCAUCAAUCAUAGGAUAUACCCAAUUAAAUAUGUAUAUGCCAUCAUUGUGUUUUUCGAGU
Nezara viridula (southern green stink bug) is the source of this 984-nucleotide messenger RNA. The record is from the annotation of a GenBank genome assembly. NCBI's taxonomy places the organism in Eukaryota, Metazoa, Arthropoda, Insecta, Hemiptera, Pentatomidae.